Calliphora vicina (urban bluebottle blowfly) is the source of this 1296-nucleotide messenger RNA. RefSeq names its product B-cell receptor-associated protein 31. Gene Ontology annotation, cellular component: endoplasmic reticulum; endoplasmic reticulum membrane. The transcript is spliced from 3 exons. Bases 265 to 948 code for a protein of 227 amino acids. Gene Ontology annotation, biological process: endoplasmic reticulum to Golgi vesicle-mediated transport; intracellular protein transport. The record is from RefSeq and is a predicted model, not a curated record. Lineage: Eukaryota; Metazoa; Arthropoda; Insecta; Diptera; Calliphoridae.
AACAAAGGUGAAGUAGCAACAAGAAGUAAAUUACUUUUUUCCUAAAAAAAGCUUAAGUACGUGGAUCUUAAAAUAUUUCACCAGUUCAAUGAAAAAUUAAAAUAAAAACGCAUCAAAAAUAAAGUCAGCCAAGUUAAUAAGUUUACAUAUAUAAAUUUUAGCUUUCUCAGAAGCAGCCAAGUGGAAAAUAUCAACGACCGAAAAAGAACACUAAAAAAUCUAUUUUAAGAUCAUAAUACAAAAGAAAUACCAUAAACGAACAAAAUGAGUCUUGUCUGGACUUUGAUAGCUGGUUUUCUGUAUGCCGAAAUAGCUUUAGUGUUAUUAUUGGUUUUACCUGUGGCCAGUCCAUACAAAUGGAAUCGUUUUUUCAAAUCAAAGUUUUUGGCCAUGUUAGCCCAACAGGCUCAUCUAUACUUUUUCCUUAUUAUGGGUGUGUUAGUGCUAUUCCUUUUGGAUGCCAUACGUGAGAUGCGUAAAUAUUCCCAUCACGACCAUUCAUCAGACGUCCACUUGAACGUUGAAAUGCAACACAGCAUGCGCCUAUUCCGGGCACAGCGUAACUUCUAUAUAUCUGGCUUUUCCAUCUUCUUAGUUUUGGUCAUUCGUCGUCUAGUAACAUUAAUCUCAGCACAAGCUAAUCUUUUGGCACAGAGUGAAGCCUCUUUGAAACAAGCUCAAUCGGCUUCUGCUGCUGUAAAAUCGUUGAUGGCCGAGAAAACCACAGAGAAAGCCAAAGAAGCAACUGAAGACAGUACUUUGGGCGAGAUUUCACAAUUGAAAGAACGCAUCCAUGAACUAACCUCUGAGCUUAAUCGUGAAAAGAAGGAUAAAGAAGCCAUGAAAUCUCAAUCUGAAAGUUUGAAUAAGGAAUAUGAUCGCCUCACUGAAGAGUACAGCAAAUUGCAAAAGAAAAUUACCAUAAGUGGCGAAUCAAAAGAUGAUUAAAUUUCAGUGAAAUGUUUACUUACAAAAAAAAUAAUAAAUAUAUAUAAAUAUAUAUAUUGUGUAUUAAAGAACAUAUAAGAAAAAAACCAUAAAAAAUAUAUUUUAAAUACAUAUGUGGCUUUAAUCAAUUAUUGCCUCUGGCAAUGCAAAAUCAAAGAUGUACUAAAUUCUAAAUUACUAUUCUCAUUAAUAAUUAUCUUCAUGAAAUGAAUUUUAUUUUUUGCCUUUUGAAGUUGGGUGUUAUUGUUUUCAUAAUUUCUUUAAUAUUUAUAACUACAUUUAGAAAUUACUCUUUUUUAUAAUUACGAAAUUAAAAUAAAGGAAAUAUACAUAUUAACUAAAUAUAAA